Messenger RNA from Gallus gallus (chicken), 3571 nucleotides. It is a transcript of the gene CCNJL, whose product is annotated as cyclin J-like. The record is from RefSeq and is a predicted model, not a curated record. Lineage: Eukaryota; Metazoa; Chordata; Aves; Galliformes; Phasianidae. Gene Ontology annotation, molecular function: cyclin-dependent protein serine/threonine kinase regulator activity. Gene Ontology annotation, biological process: regulation of cyclin-dependent protein serine/threonine kinase activity; mitotic cell cycle phase transition. Bases 812 to 1885 code for a protein of 357 amino acids. Gene Ontology annotation, cellular component: cytoplasm; cyclin-dependent protein kinase holoenzyme complex; nucleus. The transcript is spliced from 5 exons.
CUUUGUUCCUUUCCCUCAGCUUUGCUCUCCGUUGCGCCCCUCCCCAGGAGAAGCGCUGUGCCGCGCUGACCGCGCUGUGCCUUCAGCGGGGCUGCCGGGCGCUGCUCCGAUCGAAACUUGUUCAAAGUCAGCCCUGAGCGAACAGCAGCCUGGAGAUACCUACAGCUCCUCCGUAGCUGUGACUGUAACUUAGGCGGGGUGAGGACUCACUUGUUCUAUUAGACGCCGGGAGGAUGCGGGUGCUGUCCCGCGAAAGAAAAGGCAGCGUGUUGGGGGGUCUGGAGAAAGAAACGGCUUUGCUUCUUUGCGCACAGAUAAACGCUAUUAUUUGGGACGUCGUGCCUGGGCAGGCUGUGGGGGAGCGGGCAUAUGCACAAACGGGCAUGCAAUGCUAUUUCUAGAAGCUCAGUGUCAUUUACACGUUGACUGGAAAGCCAUCUGUAUGUCUUGCAAUAAGCAAAGCAGUCAGGCACUGCUUUUAAGACUUCGUGUACUUUUACUGAAGGCAGGUAAAACUAAAGCUGCUGUUUCUUCGGAUAGAUUCCCAGCUCGAAGUGACUGCCUGUAUGUAACGCAGCUUGAAGUUAGUAAAGCUACGUCUAACAGUUACCCUUUGGACGUUCCUUACUGCCGUUUAGCAAUAAAUGGUGUCAGGUGAUGCAGUGUUCCCAGGUCCAGGUUCUGAGUGGGCCAGGCCCCUUCUGUGGGCGGGAGGAACGGCCGGCAUCCGGUGUUGGGGUGCGAAGGGGAUGGGGGUAACUUUCUGGAACUUAACCUCCCUCUGUAUAAGGCCCAUUCACCACAGAUUGGGAUGCGCCGUUACUUCAUUGAUCUCUUGACCGUCCUCAGCAACCGUUGCAGUCUCUGCCCUACAGCCCGGCACCUCGCCAUCUACUUACUGGACCUCUUCAUGGAUCGCUAUGAUAUCACUGUCAAGCAACUGUACGUCACUUCGUUUGCCUGUCUUCUCCUAGCAAGUAAAUUUGAAGAGAAAGAAGAUAAAGUUCCGAAGUUGGAGCACUUAAAUAACCUGGCAUACAUGUGCAAUGUGAAUGUGGUAUUGAGCAAGAAAGAUUUGCUUAGAAUGGAAAUGCUGCUUCUGGAAAACUUCAACUGGAACCUGUGUAUACCAACAGCAGCACACUACAUUGACUACUACCUCUAUGCAUCUAUUGGUGAGAAUGACCUUCACAACGGCUGGCCGAUCACCUCACUAACCAAAGUCAAAGCAUUUAUGGAAAAAUAUGCAUAUUAUUUCCUUGAUUUCUCAGUGCAAGAUCACAGUUUCCUUCAUUUCCGUCCAUCUCUGAUUGCUGCAGCUUCUGUGUGUGCCUCACGCAUCUGUAUGCAGAUUUCUCCUGCCUGGACAACACAGCUUGAAUUGCUCACGUGUUACUCCUGGGAGCACCUUGCCCAAUGCAUUGAAAUGAUGCUCAUAUAUUAUGAGAAUGAUAUCAAAGAAGCCAGUAACAUAAAAAAGGAAGUAACAAUCCAACAUCAGCAACAGGAAGUAAUGGAAAACCUGAGACAUGGAGCCACUACUCAAGUUCUAUUUCAGCAAUCUAGUUACCAUCCGUUAGCCCAGCAUUCAGCUAGUCUUUCCCAGUUCCAGUCACCAGUGCAGGAUUUGUGCUCUGCUUAUCGUGACACCUUACAGGCACACAGGCCCAGCACUCUGCUUGCUGGGAGUGCUGACAGCUCAUUGCACUCCUAUGCUGCUCUUCAGGCCAGCCUGCAGCCAUCUGCCCAGUCUCUGCACGUGCAAAUGCCUAUUGCUGUGCAGGUGGCCUUAGGAACAGAGCCCAGCCACUGCAUUUCCACGGCUUACGGUAGUAGUUACUUCAGUGGCUGCCAUUCAUAUCCAGCCGGGUGUUUUGAUGGAUAAAUACUGGUGUGAGAAAAAGGUGACACGAGUGAAAACUGAAGAAAAGACCCUGUGAGUGAUACGGAAUGUGUAUCUGAAUGAGAACCAUGGAGGAACAGCAUCCUUAUGUCUUACUCAUCCACAGGACGUGGAUCUGGAUCCACUGACCACUGGAAGCUGGGUGCCUUUGCCAAGGAUUGUAUCUUUCUCUCUGAAUAAGAGAAAUAGAAAUGCAGUAACAUACCUCAUGGAAUGUAACUUUGAAAGGCACAUGCAUAGCAACCCUGUGGAUACUUUCUAGUCUUCAGUUAGUGACUCACCAAUCCGAGUUGGCUGAAAGCUUGAGUUGAAGUGUUAUUUCAGGCUAGAGUGUUCCUUGAAUUUCUGGUUAAGUAGCAGUGUUCUUGGAGGAUGUUAUUGAAAACAGAGCGCUCUCUCUCUCUCCCAGGGAUGUGUCUUUUGAAGAGUGGCAGCUUAUACUACUGGAAGCUUCUACAAAAAGUAGCCUGAAGUGGCAUUUGCUUAAACGUGGAUGCUCUUUGUUUCUGCAGAGGUUGAUACAUAGAACACUUCAGUUUUCUUUGACCUGGAGUGACAGUGCAGGAGUAAGACUGCAUAAUAAAAAGGAACAAAGGCUGGAAGACUAUCGAAUAAUCUUUUGUCUUAAAAUUAUCUUGGAAACAAGAUGUGAUGCUACUGAACUGAACACAGAACACCGCUCUGCCUUUGCUUAUUUGGGGAAAAAAAGUCCAACAGAAACAUUAAAAAGCAUAAAUGAUCUUAGAACUUAACCAUGCUGCUGCUUUUUGAGACUGGAGAUAAUUGUUAGUAAAACUGUUUACAAGCUUUAUCAGGGAUUUAAUGUUACUUGAAGAAAUCUUCUUUGAAAAACUCUCAAACUUCAGUCCCUUCAGUUACUUUUGUAGUUUGGGCUCAACGGUCUGUGGCAGCAGUUCAAUUUUAGGACAGAGGAACUGCUGGUAAUGUGGGCAGAGAUAGGGAACUGGUUAACUUUAUUGGGAAAUUGGGUCAGUUGCAGCACUAGGCAAUGCUGACUUAGUUUUCUUGAACAUUGCCUUGGUUCUCUUGGAAAAUGUAGCUGGUGAAUUGCAGAUCAUAUUACUUUAUAAUGAGAUGCACCUACUGUGAGAUACCCAAAUGUUUCCUUUUCAAUUGAGAUCAGAGAAGAUUGUCUAGGUCUUUGUUUGUUUAACUGCAAUGUAGAUAUUUACAAGAAACAGACUUCUGAAAUGUGAAACUUUUAGUUUUGAUACGCAGCCACUAUCGUGUGUUCCUUUGAAGGCAAUACUGUUGGACUGUCCUUUUUCCUUAAGGAUCUCAGGACUGCAGUACAGGUAAUGUGCAAUAUGCUUUUUCUGACUUGGAGCAGCUUUUCCAAGUCAUGUGUCGAUGCUGUUUUAAAUUAUAUUUUCAGAGAAUUGUUUUUAAGGGUGUUUUAAGGUGGAGGGGAAAAAUUAGCCUGCAUGCUGAUGUGUGCUUGUGUAACCAUCUUCUGAGAAUGCAGUGUUUGUUGUUAAGCUAAUGAUUUCCUGCAUUCAGCAGGCUAGGGGCAUUUUUUUCAUUUAUAAAAGGCAAACAUAAUGAAGAGGCAAUACUUUUCAGAAAUGGGUCUAGAAGAGUAGAGAACUUAGUUCAUCUUUAAUUCUGUUGGUUUUGUAUUUAUAUUAAACUUUAUUUUUAGAAGAC